AUGUAUGCAGCUGCUGGUGGCGCCUCGCUGGCUUCCCGCCAGGCGCGGCAACGCCAACGCCAGCAGAAGAAGACCCAACAACUUCAGGCGAAACUACAUCCACCGAAGGCGGCCGGAGCCGCCGGACUCCUUUCCGGCGAUCAUGCCGCCGAGGGCGCAUCCACGCCCACUCGCAGCCAGUCGCGCCAGUUCCAUCAGCUGCCCACAAACUAUCUGCGUGCCCCGCAGCCCCAUGGACGUAAGCUCAGCGCCACCUAUACGACGCAAUCGAAGCUCCUACUGCCAAUCGAGGAGAGCGACACCCAGUCGGUGUUGCAGUUGCGCAUGCACUCCCACGCCCAUUCGCACGGCCAUGCCCACGCGCACGCCCAUUCUCACUCUCAUGGACCCGCCCACGCGCCUGCGCAUAGCCAUCAUGGGCAAACGCCCUACCAGCAGUUCGCCUCAUCCCACGGACGCGUCUCACCGAAACUGGUGCAUCGGCAUUCCGGCAGCAGUGCUGGAUUCCAUCCGGUAAUCUCCGCCGGACAGCUGCACAAAUCUGCGACGGCCACGUUGCCGCUUGUCUCCCAUAUGGAAGCGGAGGCGGCGGCGGCGGGGGCGGAGUCGCCAUCGGCCGUGGCCGGCGUUAAAACGACAGUGACCUCGUUGGAGACAGCCACGCCCACGUCUCCGCCGCUGGCCAGCACUUCUGCUGCCGCUGCCGCCGCAAUGGCGGCCGAGGCGGAGGCAGAGUUAGCUGGCGCCGGCGCCAUGUUUGUUCCCCACCAUGAUGCCAUCAUUGUAACGCCGGCCACGCCUAUGGCCUCACCGGGCCAUGUGGCCAAGCUGCGUCGUCCCGGUCCCGAGGAGCUGUUCGAGGCAUCCGCCGAACGACAGCCGCUCACCGCCGGCGAAGCGUUGGACGACGAGGAUGAGCCGAUGCAUCCGCCAGCACCAGGCCAGCUGGAGCGUAAGUGCAGCGUCUACAGGAUGCGGAGGAGCGAUGCCUUUGAGUCGGAUACUGGUGGUGGUCUCAAGCGGCAACUGCGGGAGCUUCAAUUUAGCGCCGGAGUCCAACAGACGCAGUACGAACCGCUGCUCGCCGAUGAACCGCAGCUGAUCUUCAAGGGACUUGGGGUCAAUGGGCGCAAGAUGCAGAUCUGUGCCUACUGCGAGGAGGGCAUCUGUGUGUGCGAACAUCUCGAGUGCGCCCAAGGACGUGCCGCCUGGUUGGAGCGGGGCCGACGCUGCAGCGUCCAGGAUCAGCAGCAGCAGCAGGCCACCUGCCAUCGACGCUGGGUGAAGCGCAACCGAAUCCAAGACGCCUCUUUGGGUGGCUCGUCGGACGAUGAGGAUUUCCUUGGCGUUCUGCGAGGUCCCAGCACCUUUGCAAAUGCCUUUCUUUACGUGGGUCUGGGCACGGUGGCGCUGGGCCUCGUCAUCGCAUUCGUUGGCACCGGCGAGAAGGGCUUCAAAACCACGGAACUAAGACUUAUAGGCCCCUCUCUCAUAGGAUUGGGCCUAAUCUGUUGCAUUUUACGCAUCCUCUUCUGCAUCUGUCCAUCGCACUGCAUCUCAUCCAGCAAAAAGACGCGAAAGAAAAACGGCAACAAGAUUGAUGCGGAUCACACAACGUCGUUGCUCAGAAACGAGAGCAAAAGGGUGUCGAUAGCGAGAGGACCCAGUUUUCAGCCCAAAUACCCAAUAGCGCACAAACGCAGCCAGAGCAAAAUGCUCAACGAGGGAAUGGAGGCACUGCGCCAAAUAGCCACCACUUCCUUGUUCAUGCAGAACGAGCAGAAGACGGCUAUCAAUCGCGUGGUGCCGAUCAUCAAUGAGCCGGAUAGCGGUGAUGCACCACUGGAGAUGAAGAAACUGCAAACUGCUUUGAAUGCCUGCGAGAUGAGCGACGAGGAGCAGGAUCAGGAGCAGCAGCAGCAGCCGCAUCAGAUUGCCAAACGUACAACAGCCACAACUGCCGUUACGAGUAGUACCACCAAAGACCCAACAUCAACAGCAGUCACAUCAAGGAUAACGAGAGCGACCACUCUGAGCACGGUGGAUGAGAAGCCGGACAGCAAGCUGGUCCGUCAGCGGGUGGCACUGCAGCAGCAACGACAGCAGCAACAGCAACAGGAGCAGCAGCAUGUUCCCAAGUCGCAGUCUUUGUCAUCCUCCUCUACGAUCAAGGAUUCGCUGGAGGUGGUUGAGGAGACGUCCCUAAUAGAUGCCAGCAAUGAGACUACACCUGUUGCAUCUCCUCCCCCUGCAAUGCCAAGUAGCUGCAGUACGGGCGCGAUACCCAGGCUCAAUCGGCCUGGCAUCUCGACGGGGGCCACUCCCAAAACGACGACAACGACGACGACGCCCACCAUUACGGCACGGCUGCCCACGUCGCAGUCGCAUCCGACGAGCUAUGACCUGCCACCGGCCCUGCCGCACACCUAUUCCGCAACGGCAACGGUUCGCGGACCGUUGGGCAUGUCCAUGAGCAGUUCAGCCGGAAAAGGGAUCGGCAUAGGAACUGCUUUCACAAUGCCGCCCACCACAACAACGAUUAGUCUGCUACCGCUGCCGGCGCCGCCAACGGUUACUGCCACCACAACAACAACAACAGCAACAAACAUGGCCAGCAUUCCUGGCCAGGUGCUGGAGACCAGCGGUGUUACAAGUCUAAGUCUGAGCCUAAUGCGACCAGCCACAGCAUCUGGUGUGGUGUUGGGCGGAUUGACCACCUCAUCGUUCACCACCAGCUCUACGGAUCAUCAAAAAUCACAUCCGUCAUCCGCCGGAUCGGUAAUGGGGCGUGGCAGUAGCCUACUACUCUCACCGCCCUCAGCGGCAGCGGCGUCGUCGUCGAGCAAAUUCGAGCCAGAAUUGGUGCUCAGUCCGGCUAAGCUUGGCCAGUAGAAUUAAAUGGGAUUUAGUUACGAUUUUAGUUAGCCACGAGGUCUAUAUAUGUAUAUGUAUGUCUAGGUUCUAGCCGCGAGUGUGCAUGUAUGCAAUAGGGUGAGUGAGUGUGUUUGUCUUAGAGCUGUGUGUGUGUGUAUGUCAGUAUGAGAACAAGUAGAGUUUAGAUACCUAUGAACCCUAAAACUAUCUUUUGAAUGUGCCACAAGAACCACUUAGAGAAAUGAAUACACCCUCAAUCGAAACUCUAAAGGUCAUGUUCUGAAAACGAAAACAAAAAGUAACAAAUAUAUAUAUAUAAUAAUUGGAAAAAACAAUUGGCUAGUUUUUAACUCUAAACAAGACUACACUUUCUCAUUCAGAACAUGACCAUGUCUACAAUAUUUUCCUUUCAACCACAAGUCGCUUUCAGUGUCUGAACCUGUAUAUUUCUCGAGGCCUAUUUCCUCAAUAUAGUUCGCUAAGCCACUUGAUUUCUCUGCCCAUCUUUUGGAUGUAUCAUCCACUCUAUAGCUACCGAGUCUUUCCCUAACACUUCAGAUCUGUUCCUCAGGCUUCAGGUGGCAUUAAAAUCGCCCAAGUGCUCAGCAAAAAGUUGCCAACCUGCGCUGUUCUAAGCUAUCCCAAAAUAAUAAUAAAAAAAUAAAAACAUAGCCAGGGUAUUAUAAAGUUUGUAUACCAAACAUAUCGUUAACUAAAUACACAAACCGAAACUAACACUAAAUAUAAUACGAAAGAAAAGAUAUGUCAACUUGAAGUGGAAAUUGACAAGAAAAUUUAUAAGAAAAACUAACAAAACCAAUUAGAUAUGUAUUGAAAAAUGUUAGGGUACCGUUAGACCCAAGCAAAGCUAAAUGGCUAAAUGUGCAAACAAUAUCUGGAAUUUGUGCGGGUGCGAAAUUCUAGAAAAUCUAAACCAAAACCCAGAGAGUUCAAAAAGUAUUAGGCAAUCGUUGAAAGAGCUCUACAAAAUAAACAAAUAACAAAUAACAAUUUUUUUAAAAACUUGAUAAAAUUCUGCGACAAAUUUGAGUACAUUUUGGUCAAAAAUUUAAACUUUUCUCUACAAUUUUCAAGGCACUUUUCGAAGCUAUUGCUAAAUUUCAUAUAAGAUAAUUGCUUGCUCUUUCAACUGGCACGUCCCCCAGAUAAGUGGGCCGACUAAUAAAUAAAAACAAACUAAUCCAAUAGAAUCGAAUGUGGCCGUUAAAUUAAAAAUGAAGCGAAAAUAAUUAAAUGUAAAAUCCCUGAAACAAAAUCUGUAAGAUGCAUGUACAGCAACAAAAGCAGCAGCCAGACAUAGAAAACUAUAAACCAACUUUAUGAAUUAGUAUGUAUGUAUACUAUAUGUGCAGAAAUAAAAAAGAAAUAUAAAAGAA
Molecule: messenger RNA, 4271 nt
Organism: Drosophila eugracilis
Lineage: Eukaryota; Metazoa; Arthropoda; Insecta; Diptera; Drosophilidae
Biological process (GO): protein ubiquitination
Cellular component (GO): Cul4-RING E3 ubiquitin ligase complex; nucleus
Source: RefSeq, a predicted model, not a curated record